AUGCCGAUGGCGUUGCGUGGCGUGGUGCUUUGCUUGCUGGAUACAGGCCACGGCCGCACUGCAAUUGAGGCCGCCAAACGCUUACAUGCACUCAAACAAUCUGAUGCUGAGGCGAACCUGCUGCUGGCCGAAGCUAUGCUAGCAGGAGGUCAAGCUCCACCUCCGGAGUGUUUGAAGGCGGUACCUUCCAACCCUCGGCUGCGAAGUCGCUUGAUGAUGGCGCAGGCCAAGGUGGCAUUAGUUGAGGAGGACUUCAAAAAAGCCCUGAACCUGGCUUUGGAGGCUGUGCGGAUGGAAACCAAUGAGGGCGGUGAUGUCAAGGCCAUGCUGGUCUUGGCAGAGGUUCGGAUCCAGUUCGCAGACUACGAAGCCGCGCUCCGCGCUCUUUCCUCUGCUGAGCAAGCUUUGCGCAAGGAGCAGCGCGCUGUUGCUCGACCCUUACUGGACAGGGCCUUGGAAAAAGCGACCUAG
Cladocopium goreaui is the source of this 471-nucleotide messenger RNA. Lineage: Eukaryota; Dinophyceae; Suessiales; Symbiodiniaceae. The record is from the annotation of a GenBank genome assembly.